CGCGAGAGCGGCGCUCGGCACUUAGUGCGCAGGUGCGAAGGAGCUGGCUGGGGCCCGGGCCAGGGGAGGGCUUGAAGACGCGUCGUUUGGAUUUGGAGACUGUGGCAAAGCUAUCUGGGUUCGACCUCUGGGCGAAAAGCAUUUGUCAGGGGCCCAUCCUAGAACGAAGCCUAAGAGAUUCCCGAUGGUGUCCAUGACUUUCAAGCGGAGCCGCAGUGACCGGUUCUACAGCACCCGUUGCUGCGGUUGUUGCCAUGUCCGCACCGGGACGAUCAUCCUGGGGACCUGGUAUAUGGUGGUAAACCUAUUGAUGGCAAUUUUGCUGACUGUGGAAGUAACUCAUCCAAACUCAAUGCCAGCUGUCAACAUUCAGUAUGAAGUCAUUGGCAAUUACUAUUCAUCUGAGAGAAUGGCUGAUAAUGCCUGUGUUCUUUUUGCUGUCUCUGUUCUUAUGUUUAUCAUCAGUUCAAUGCUGGUAUAUGGAGCAAUUUCUUAUCAAGUGGGUUGGCUGAUUCCAUUCUUCUGCUACCGGCUUUUUGACUUCGUUCUCAGUUGCCUCGUUGCUAUCAGUUCUCUCACUUACUUGCCAAGAAUCAAAGAGUAUCUGGAUCAACUACCUGAUUUUCCCUACAAAGAUGACCUCUUGGCAUUGGACUCCAGCUGCCUCCUCUUCAUUGUUCUUGUGUUCUUUGCCUUAUUCAUCAUUUUUAAGGCAUAUCUAAUCAACUGUGUUUGGAACUGCUAUAAAUACAUCAACAACAGGAACAUGCCGGAGAUUGCUGUGUACCCUGCCUUCGAAGCACCUCCACAGUAUGUUUUGCCAACCUAUGAAAUGGCAGUGAAGAUGCCUGAGAAAGAGCCACCGCCUCCUUACAUACCUGCCUGAAGAAGUUCUGCCUUUGUCAAUAAACCCUAUACCAGCUUUUCGUCUUGUUUAUUUUACAGAAUGCUGCAAUACAGGGCUCUUCAAACUUGUUUGAUAUAAAAUACACUUUCCUUUGUUUAAGCAUUUAUUUUCAAACACUAACAAGCUUUUUUGACAUCUAUUCGAAGUCGGUUUUAUUGUUUUUUUUUUUACCAUUAUGUCUAUUACAUUUUAAUAGUGUUUUUGAAGACAAUCUAGGUUAAGCAAGAGCAAAGUGCCAUUGUUUGCCUUGAAAGGGGGGAGGGAUGGGGGUGUUCUCUACACAUUUUCUUUUGUAACUUUGCACUUUCUUUAUAUAAUAGUUUGCAUUUUGGUUAUUUGCUGCCCUGGGUACUUUCAGGAAGAAUGACUAAAAUAUUCAGGGUGAGUAAGUUGGGUAUAAGAUCUGAAGUUUUCGGCUAUGAAAACAGGAAAAAUCUAUACCAUUUUAACUUGACUGUGGAAGAUGACGGUUGCACGUUUCUAAUUUGUAUGUGUUUCCAUCUUUGUGAUAAGAUGCUUUAAUAAAUCUCUUAAAUAUU
Messenger RNA from Acinonyx jubatus (cheetah), 1446 nucleotides. RefSeq names its product lysosomal protein transmembrane 4 alpha (gene LAPTM4A). Gene Ontology annotation, cellular component: lysosomal membrane. The record is from RefSeq and is a predicted model, not a curated record. The transcript is spliced from 7 exons. NCBI's taxonomy places the organism in Eukaryota, Metazoa, Chordata, Mammalia, Carnivora, Felidae. Bases 185 to 886 code for a protein of 233 amino acids.